CUACCAAAGCCCAACAGAUGUAAUGUGUUCGGCUAACAAAAACCCUAGGUCGGGCUGCUUUCUAUUUAACUCCUCAGAACCCUAAUUCACAGCUUCGUUUUCCCCCCGCAGCAGUCGAAGAUGUCGAAGCGAGGACGAGGAGGAUCCGCUGGUAACAAGUUCAGGAUGUCACUGGGUCUGCCAGUGGCAGCCACGGUCAACUGCGCAGACAACACAGGCGCCAAGAACCUGUACAUCAUCUCCGUGAAGGGGAUCAAGGGUCGUUUGAACCGCUUGCCGUCUGCCUGCGUCGGUGAUAUGGUGAUGGCCACUGUCAAGAAGGGAAAGCCUGAUCUGAGGAAGAAGGUCAUGCCUGCUGUCAUCGUGAGGCAGCGCAAGCCGUGGCGCCGAAAGGAUGGUGUCUUCAUGUACUUCGAGGACAAUGCUGGGGUCAUUGUGAAUCCGAAGGGAGAAAUGAAAGGAUCUGCUAUUACCGGUCCCAUUGGAAAGGAGUGUGCUGAUUUAUGGCCGAGGAUUGCAAGUGCUGCCAAUGCUAUAGUUUAACCGUUUCUUGCUUAUGUUCUUGGUCGAUUUUGGAACCUUGUCUCUUCUAUUUCCGAGCAGUAGGUGUGCUUGUGGAAUUGGAAAUUUGUUUCAAGCCCGAUGAUCAGAAGUACAAUUAAUUUUUGCAUGGGGAAAGAUGUUAAAAGAGUUUUGAUGUUUGAUGUUUGCCUUGUUAAAUGUGCUUUCUUACCUUCAGAUAGCAUUAAUCUGUCAUCUCUUUCCUUUUGUUAUUUGAAUGUCUACUCCAUACAGCAGCCCUUAUUGCUCGUGCAAAGAAGCAUUGCUACAUUUCUUCUGUUUCUGUGUUGGUUUGGAAGUAUUGAUUACUGAGAAUUGGGCGUAAUCUGCCAUCCCUCGGGCUGAUGAACUC
This is a messenger RNA of Linum tenue, 913 nucleotides long. NCBI's taxonomy places the organism in Eukaryota, Viridiplantae, Streptophyta, Magnoliopsida, Malpighiales, Linaceae. The record is from the annotation of a GenBank genome assembly.